Molecule: messenger RNA, 3067 nt
Organism: Copidosoma floridanum
Lineage: Eukaryota; Metazoa; Arthropoda; Insecta; Hymenoptera; Encyrtidae
Cellular component (GO): nucleus
Molecular function (GO): zinc ion binding
Source: RefSeq, a predicted model, not a curated record
CGCGUUGUUGCUCCUCUCCUCUCUGCUGAAUUGCUGCUGCUGCUACAACAACUGCACAGCAGCAGCUGCUUCGCGCCAAAAGCAGUGGUUAGGGUUGGCUACAAUUAAGCUACAAGUUACAAACGUACUUAGUCGGUGUGUGCUGCUUUUGCAUGACUACGCUAUUUAUCACGCAGACACCACAGUGCUUGCUGAUGUUAUCUGUUAGUGCGAUGCCAGUUUUGUAGCGCCCUGCUCUGCUAGUGUGCGCAGCGUUCCCCGCUGCUUGCUAGUUGGAACACGGACAGGACGGACACUCGGUGCGGUACGGGAAAUAUAUAUAUAUUUCUUUCUCGCACUAUAUAUCUGUCCCCGUGUGGUGCGAGUACCAGCAACUUCACCAUGGAUACCCUGGAGAAGAGCCUCGUGUGCCGGCUGUGCGGCAAGCACUGCCAAAUUUCCGUGAACAUCUUCGACAAGAACGAAAACCAUGUCUGGAAGAUCAACGUUAUCCUGCCCAUUACGGUACACGAAAUGGAUUUCUUGCCAAAACAAAUGUGUCACAGAUGCAGUUACAAGCUCGAGGAAUUCUACAAUUUCUAUGCAGAGUGCGUGAAAACAGAUACUGACCUUAAAAAUCAAUUAUCUUGGAUGAGGAAAGAAACUUCGGAAGAACAAAUUAUCACCCCUAUGGUGAAAAUGAAUCCAUUCAAAAUAAAAACUGAGCCACCUGACUGUAACGACUCCAAUUCAAGUGAUGUUUUUGGUCAUAUUAGCAGUUAUGGUUCAUAUGCAAGUCCGAUAUUAACAUGUUCACGCUGUCGAUGCCUUUGUAAUACAGCUGUUAAAGUAAGUGAAUCUCCUACCGAAGUAAAAGCAUUUUCUAAAGGAAUAGGAAAGCCACUUAACUCGAACGUUAAUAAUAAUAAUUUGUGCGGUAAAAAUGGUGAAUCUAGCAAAUCUGAAGAUGUAAAUAAAAAUUGUGAAACCAGUGAAUCAACGGAUAAUGAUUGUUCUAAAGAAAAUAUUGUUAUCGAGAAAGAAAUCAAUACAAAAGAAAAAAUUCCUUUGGUAGUCAUUAACAGUAGUGAAUGCCAAUCAUCGCAAGAUCUAAGUGAUGCUACAAAUAGAGCUUUGAGGCCAAGAAAAAGUUCAGUUAAUUAUAUAGGUCAAAAGAAAAAAGUUGCCCACAAACUAAAAGAGAGGUUUAAAAAUAAAGUGGAUAUAUGUCCUACAGUAGUAGAUCCAGUUGAAGUCAAAGUGACCAUUAAUUCUUCGCGUCAUUCUCAUCCAGUUAUAAAAUUAGAAAAAGUGGAUGACACCUUGAAAAAUUUGAGAGCUCGUAAAAACUUGGAAGAAUUUAACAAAAAAAUUAAAGAAUUGGCUCAAACUAGAAGACGGCUCGAUGAAGAUCUUAGAAAUAAAUUUUUACGAAGAUUAGAAAAUAGAAGUAGAAAAAGCUUUCAAAAGGAUGAGAGUCGUAAAAAAAAAGGCUUACUUAAGGAAGAAAAAGUAAUAAGAAAAAGUCUACAAUUGGAAGAAAUUCAAACUUCAAAAUAUUUUACUGAUGAAAGUAGAAAAAAUUUAGAAGCUGAAAAAAUUCAGAGUGAAACAACGUUAUUAAUAGAGCAUCAAAACAGUGAAAAUUCACCAUCGGAUUUAAAUCACAGUAGAAAAAGUUCUAAAAGUGAAAAACUGCGAGAUAAAGCUUUGUUAGAGAAUUCAAUGGAUAAACCGUGUUCAACAAAUGAUAUUUUACAAACCAAUGUAAAUGAUAGUAGUAAACAGAAUGCUGAGAUACAAGUUAAGCAGGAAGUUGUGAAAGUAAAAUCAACAAAUCAUAAAGUUUUAGAUCAAUCAAAAGUACAAGAUAAAUCUUGUGAAAUUAUUUCAGUGAAAAAAGCAUCAAGUUCCUUAUACAGACUUCCUAAGUACCCUGUUGUAAAAUUAGAAAAAGAUUACACAUGCAAUGUCGAUUACCCCAGAGUAAAAAUAAAAAGACAAUUAUCUGUGGCUGAUCCAACAAAAUUAGUCAAUGGUAAUGUAGACUGUCCUGUAGAGAGUCAAAUUGUAUCAAAUGAUAAAACGAACAAAAAAUCUCACAAAAAGAAAAAAAAUCUUAACCCUGAGAAUUCAAAAAGGAAAAAGAAAAAAUUAAAAGGCCUAUUUAAUGCAGAAAAAGCAGGAAAAGUGUCAAAGAAAAAAAACAAGGGGUUAAGCAUUGUUCACAUAAAAAAAGGAACAACUGGAAUACCUUCAACAGAGUUUAAACAUUUUUGCGAGGAGUGCGACACAUGUUUUAAAAAUAGAGAACUAUUUAAAUUACAUCCCUGUUAUCAGAAGUAAACACACAUAUUGGUUGUAAACUUCUAUUCAAAAAGUCCAAAUUGCAUCCUUUUUUUACACUACUUUAUUUUGUGAGUAGAUCGGCGUUCCACAUAAAAAAAUUUAUUCUUAGAUUUCAUACAAAAUUUUAAUGUUUUGUAGAUGUGCACGAUACCCAACGUACAACAUCUAGAUGGAACUGAAAUUCAUCAAAAUUGGUAAUUUUAAUUUAAUUCGAUUUUUGUAAAAUGUCGAAUAAAUCACCAAGUAUUUAGUUAUUUCUACUUAAUAUUAAACAUACCCUUGUUAUAUUUUGUCAAGCAAAAGCUCUUUAAUUUGCAAUUUUAUCAGAUGAUCGCUUGCAAUGUGCAAAGGGUUAAUUAAUUUUUUCGAAAUGAACUUUGGCAGAAGUUUUCUUUACGAGUGACAUAGGAUUUUAGUUCUUGUUAUCCUAGUCAUUUAAGGAAAACAUUUGUCUAAUCGAGAAACAAAAGUGUAAAAAAAAUAGUUGUAAGAAAUUAACGACAUUAUAGCAUGCAUAAAAUAAUUUUCUAUGUACAUUAUUUUACGAUUAAUUGUAAUUAGGUACUGUAAUACGCAAACACGGAUAAAUGCACAGAAUUACUGUGAUAUUUAAAAUAAAACUAGGUUGUAAGAAUUAUCGAAAAUCUGACUGCUUGUACAUCUUUAAGGAGUGGAAAAAUAAUAAAUUAUGUAUAAGAAAAAAAAGUUUGGAUUUUUUAAAUAAAAGAUGAUUUCCAAA